AUGAGGCACGUGCACGCCGGCUUCCGGGCUUUCUGGGCUCCUCGCUCUUCGCCCGACCCGGCGGCUGCGGAGAGCCCGCUCGCGCAGUCGUCGCGUGCGUUCUCUUGUCUGCCUGCGUCGUUCGCCUUUCGCGCCUUCUCGUCUCUCUCUUCUUCUCCUCGAUCGCGUACCGCGUCGACUCGCCCUGCGGCCUCCAGCUUCUCUGCCUGCUCUCCGUCCUGCACUUCUCUGUCUCCUGUCUCCCCCUCUUCGUCUUCUAGCCUUCAGGUCUCGACUCGGUCGCUGCCGCAGGCCCUGCAGCCGGCCGCUUCGUUCUCAGCCCCGCUGUCUCUGUCGCCUGCUUCGUCCCCUGUCUCCUCCGGUCGCUGCUCGGCUGGCGCGGCGCCGUGGCUGACGGCACGCCCGCGCCUUUUCUCUUCGUCAUACCUGCCGCGCGCGGCGACGCACCGCAACCGCCUGGCGAUGCAGCUCUUUGCGACGCCGCGCGAGUCGACACAGGCGCAGGCCGCGAAGGCCGCGCGCGCGGCGGCACUGGCGGUCGCGAACGCCUCGGCGCACGUCUCGGCGCCCUUUACGCUGCAGAAGCAGCAGCGUCUGCUCACGUUGCUGGGGAGUGCGUCGUCGAGCGAGUCGUCGGCGGUCUACCGCGUGCACGGCGUGGAGGGCUUCACUGGCUUUCGGCCGUCGUCUCCGCCGCAUGCGUCGCCGCUUUUUCGGGGGCGUGUGCUUGCGCGGCUCUCCUGCCGGCGAGUGAAUCACCUGGGGCGCAACCACAGCGGGCGCCUGACGGUCCGCUUCACAGGCGCCGGUCACUUUCGCCGCGUGCGCUUCGUGGACUACAAGCGCGGCCGAAAGGACAUCUUCGCGACAGUCAUGCGACUCGAGUAUGAUCCCUCGCGCUCUGCGCAUCUCGCGCUGCUGCAGUACGACGACGGCGUGCUGUCCUACGUCUUGGCGACGGAGACGACGCGGGCGGGCGACCGCAUCGUCGCCUCUGAGCACGCGGCGAUCGCGCCGGGAAACUGCCUGCCUCUGAAGAAGAUCCCCGUCUCAACAAUCGUGCACAACGUCGAGCUCCGCCCUGGCGCCGGCGGGCAGCUCGUGCGCGCCGGCGGUUGCUUCGCGACGGUCGUGGCGAAGGACAAGCAGUUCGUCACGCUCAAGCUGACCUCGACGGAGGUCCGCCGCUUUCACGGGGACUGCUGGGCGACUGUUGGGCAAGUCGCGAACGCGGCGCACGCCGAACGCAUCCGCGGCAAGGCUGGCGUCUCCUACUGGAUGGGCGAGCGGCCGCGGACGCGCGGCAAGGCGAUGAACCCUGUGGAUCACCCUCACGGAGGCGGCACCGGCAAGAAGGGCCUCAAGCGCCCGCCCGUCACCAAGUGGGGCAUACACUGCAAGGGCUACAAGACCCGCGCGAAGAAGAAGCCCCUCGGACUCAUCGUCCGCAGGAAAAAGGCCAACAAACUCAUCAAGAAAUUCGGCGAACUUGGCGCGUAA
Besnoitia besnoiti is the source of this 1500-nucleotide messenger RNA. Its product is annotated as putative LSU ribosomal protein L2P. Gene Ontology annotation, cellular component: large ribosomal subunit; ribosome. Gene Ontology annotation, biological process: cytoplasmic translation. Gene Ontology annotation, molecular function: transferase activity; structural constituent of ribosome; RNA binding. Bases 1 to 1500 code for a protein of 499 amino acids. The record is from RefSeq and is a predicted model, not a curated record. NCBI's taxonomy places the organism in Eukaryota, Apicomplexa, Conoidasida, Eucoccidiorida, Sarcocystidae. The transcript has a single exon.